Molecule: messenger RNA, 3099 nt
Organism: Chara braunii
Lineage: Eukaryota; Viridiplantae; Streptophyta; Charophyceae; Charales; Characeae
Source: the annotation of a GenBank genome assembly
GGGUGGAGAGGGUGGAGCGAGGGGUAUGUUGUCCAGCACUCUGGUAUGUGUUCAAUGCAGCAGCAGCAGGUUAUGUUAAGUAUCUUGAAUGCAGUUAAGCUGCAAAAUAAGAAGUGGGGCUGGUGAGGCAGCCUGAAGGACUCGUCAGACUGAUGGGCCUGGUGAGGCAGGCUGAAGGACUCGUCAGAUCGUAGUACCUGUCCCUGAGAACAUGUACAUGUAUUUGUUUCUCUGAGGACAUUUGUUACAGUAGAUCCUUUGCAUUCUUUACAGGAUGGGUGGUAGAGGGGUGGGGGAGGCGGGGGGAGGCGGGGGGGGACGGGKGCAUGUACCUAUCUCUGUCUUUGGAGUGUGCAGGGUUUUCGGGCCGCAUCUGAGUGUGUGCCUGUGUGCACAUGAUUGAUGCUUUGAGUAGCGAAGAGCUUUUGGGGUUGGUAGUUGUGGUGUUAGUUCUCAUGUGGGCACUCGGUGUGGUAUCGAGUGGAUGCAGUACGACAGGGAGGAGCAGUUGCGGAGAGUGCCUGCGAGAUCUACCAUUUGGUAAGGAGGGAGCUUCAUGCGGAGAGUGCCUGUGAAAUGUGGCUGUGGCUACAAGGUAGAUCUACUCGAGCAUUGAAAUGCCGUCAUUGAAGCUAAUAAUGUACUUUUGGGAGGGAACUGCAUGCUAGCUGAAGUUUGCAUCCAAGUGGCUGGGGUAUUCUUUGUAUGCCAAGAAAUCAGAAAUGGAAGUUUCGAUUUUGCGUUGGGGUUCAUCAUUGUGAUGAUUGUAGUUUGACUGGUGACUCGGCAGCACAGCUGCACUCCUGAGCAGCAAUGGCUGCGAGGUUGCAAGCUAUAGACAUGGCGGGCUCUUCUUUCCUAGCCUGGCGCAACUGGGUUCCUUUGGCACGUUUGUUCCUUUGAAAUUGUGGUGUGAAUGGUUGGGAUAGGAAGGGCCCACACCGAGAUGUGGCUGUGGCUACAAGGUAAUGCCCCGUGGCGACACGGCAAUGCUCUUUAUGUCGAAUGGCUGGUGGUGGAUGGCAGGGAGGGAGAAGGGUGGUUCCUUUGCAAUUGUGGUGUGAAUGGUUGGGGCAGGAAGGCUCCGCUCCACACCGAGUUGUGCUUGUGGCUACUGUGAAGCAUUGGGCUAGGAAGGGUCCAUGCCCCGAGAUGUGUCUGCGGCUACGGGGUAGUGCUUGCUUUAUAUUGAAUCUCUGGUGGAUGGCAGGCAGGGAUAAGGGUGAAACAAACAGGUACCUCACUUGUCUGUGUUCCAGGUAGCUGCUAAUUGUCUGCAUGCAUCGGAUGUGGUAUUGGUGAUGGAGAACAUUUGCGAUGAACUAUUUGUUGUAUAGAACGUGUGGCAAAGUUCAUAUUCUGAAACUCGAUCUGCUGGUCGAGUUGUCGCUUCUCCGAUGAGGCUGCUACUUUGUCUGCUACUUUGUCUGUGUGUAGUGCAGAUUCAGUUGUCAAGCCUCUUGCAUGUAUUUGAAUAGUGACAGGACGCCCGUCAGGCCAUUGUGUGAAGGGAGUUGGUCAGCAGUGUGCUAAGAAGAAUGCAAUAUGACAGCAGGUAGUGCGGAUGAUGCAGGUGUAAUUCAUCCUGCGUUCCCUGAGUAUCACUAGGAAUUUGGGCUACAUGUUCCUUGACGGAAGGCUGAGUUUUCCAACCAAACCAGCAGCAGCGCGUUGCGGGUCUCUCUCCAGUAUCAAGCGAUGUUGAGGAUUGUUCUCGCCACGAGCGAACCAUCGUGCAAUGGACGGCUGAGGGAGAACAGCACAAGGAGCACGAUAAAGGAAUCGCAGGUUAUGAUACUUUACAGGUGGGGUUGAACUCUUUAUGUCAUUCGAGAGUUUCCUGUCAUGACUAAUGAGUGACAGAAAUUUUACUGGCAAUGGCAAUCCAGACCCUCGGGCACGAUGUCGGACAGGGAAAUAAUCGUAGGUGAUACUUUACAGUGAGAGCCUAUGGUGAGGAGCAGUAGCCGCAAGGGAUAGGAUCUGGUUGCAGUGUGGGAGCAGAGUCCCUUGUCUGAAGGGAGUGUGUUGUGGAGGUUCUGGAGAUUCGUUGACGAUGCGGCGGAAGUUGGGAAGAGUGCUCGACCAUGGCUCACCUGUGAACACGUACCUCGUUCGUAUAUCGCUUUGGAGGAAAUGAGGAAAGUACUGAGCUCUCCGUCUGAAGAGCGGGAUGGAUACGUCUAUCUAAUCGAAUGAUUGGGACACUAGCUGUUGGGCGUGGGUGUGGCUGCCAGAGGUGGUGUGGUUCCUUGUGUGGUACGGUUCCGGGACCCAGGUCUUGGAAAUCUUACACUCCUGGGCUGUAAUGGACCUAUCUACUGCAACUUCACAACAACAACAACAACAACAACAACAACGACAACAACGACAACAACAGGGCUUCUACUGCAUCCGCGUGGGACGGACAGGGACUAUCUUCUUGAGGUGUGGCCGUCCUUGUGGGAUGGAAGGGGGAGGGACUAUUUUUCUGACCGAUCUAGUUGGUGGAUGUGCAUGGUGUCAGUAUUGGCCAAUGGAGUAAGCAAUGUGGAAACGGAGCGGCUUGGUCAUUAUCAUUUUUCGUUUUUUUUUUUUUUUUCCAUUUUCUGAAGUUCCUUCGUGCAAAUGCUGGGCACUGCCCGGGCAGCUGAACACUUGUCAUUCUGGGAAAUGUGUCUGGCAUGUUGUAUGCGUGUGCAUGCGUUUUGCAGUUACAUAUGAUGAUGAGAAACUGGUAGGAGGUAGAGGAAAGGUGGGAGAAAGGGACGGGGUCAGGACCUACCCAACUGGAUGAUUUAAGCUACUGUUUGCCGGUUUAUUUGCAGACAUGGCGCAGACCAGACAUCUGUGUGGUGUCUGUGAUUUGAGUGAUAUUCGUCAUUGGAGUGUUUCUUCUUGACUCUUAGAGUUGGGUGUUUAUCAUCUGUCCAGUUCUUGGGCAAAUUGAGCUGAUUGCAGAGGCAAGAUACUUUAUUAGAGUUUAAUCCAUCACCUUAUUGCAGGCAGCAGGUGCUCUUGUAUGGGCCAAAAUUGAGACGUUUGUGUACCAUUCAUGUAUGGAUUCCUGAAAGGGGACUCCUCAGUUUGGUUCUCUUUUGGCCUCGUCAGCACACUGAG